Gongylonema pulchrum is the source of this 120-nucleotide messenger RNA. NCBI's taxonomy places the organism in Eukaryota, Metazoa, Nematoda, Chromadorea, Rhabditida, Gongylonematidae. The record is from the annotation of a GenBank genome assembly.
AUGGCGUCAGGACACGAUUCGGACGCAGAAGGCUUCUAUGAUGAGCUACGAGCGGCUCAUUACAGGAAGCAGCGACGGGCUGGCGGUUGGCAAGCCAUGGGUAUGUUUAUUUUUCCUUAA